This is a messenger RNA of Lasiosphaeria miniovina, 1665 nucleotides long. RefSeq lists its product as uncharacterized. Bases 1 to 1665 code for a protein of 554 amino acids. Lineage: Eukaryota; Fungi; Ascomycota; Sordariomycetes; Sordariales; Lasiosphaeriaceae. The record is from RefSeq and is a predicted model, not a curated record. The transcript has 3 exons.
AUGGCGGGCGGGGUACGCAAGUACUCGGACGAGCAGAUAGCCUUUAUUCUGGCCCGUACCGAAUCAACACGCCAGGCGGACCUCGCGCACCAGUUCUGUGAAAAUUUUAACGUUGACCCUGCCGUCUUUAGUAGCAAGCAAGUCAAGUAUAUCAAGGGCGCUUACAAGAGACACCCUAACUUUACCGACUGGGACCAGGACCAAGACAAGGAAUUCCCCAUGUCCGAAGAACCUCCUCAGAAGGUGCCACCCCAACGAGGCCUUGGCUCACCUAUCAACAUCAAUAUGUACCCCAUCCUGCGGCAGAAAAACAGGGACACCCGUGGCCCUGCCUUCCAGCCUGCCCAAGUCCCCUCGUCUGGAUUGAAGCGGAACAUAGACGGCAAUACCAAGACACCGUUGCAGCCUGGGAACCAGUUUGGCAUAAUGUUGCCGGUGCCCGAAAAUAAACCAUCAAUCGCCAUGGUGGCCGUCAACCCGGACAUAUAUGCUGGGGCCCGGAGAGUACCAUUCCCCUACGCACCUGGAUGCACCCCCUCGAAAGCCGACUCCGCCGACCAACAUGGAGUGUGGUACUCCACACAACAUGACGAAUGUCCUAUACGACUAGCUCACCGGCAUGACUGGGACGGCGGUGUUCACUUCAAAAGCAUUGCCCAUUGGAUGCGAACGCACAUGUACAUGCGUUCGGUUGCGAUGCAUGACGUGUCUACCAAGGGGAAUGCAACCAUCGACAGCUCGCACAAUUUCAACACCGCGAGACAAAAGGCACAGCUGCCCGCCUGGCCCAUGGUGUCGCUCGGGGAUAUGGCACUGAAUGUUCGGAGGAGGACGGCCAUGCCGCCGCAGUACCCGCAUCCUGUACAAGUCCCUAGCAUGUUUGCGCCUACCACACCUUACCAACACACCACUGUUGGGAUCUCUAUGGGGAGCCAGGCCAACCAAUUCUCGCCUAUGCCACUGUCUAUGCCGCCACCUAUGCCACCGCCCAUGGCCCCUAGUAUGCCACAGCCCAUGCCACAGCCCAUGCCACAGUCUAUGACACAGUCUAUGACACAGUCUAUGACACAGCCCAUGCCACAUCCUAUGGCCUCGACGAUGGCAAGGACACCACCCUUAGCGCCUCUCGCUCUGCCUCUGGCUCUGUCUCAAGCCCAUACCCUACAAUCACGGGAUCUAGACUCGCAGAUUCUUCGCUGGGCGGCUGAUGUAACCCAAAAUGAGCAGCAGUUUAAAGCUCUCACUCAUCAACUCCCUCCAGAGGCUUUGAACUUCCCCCUCGGUGGCAACGACAUUGACUUUGACCACCUGUUUCAGACCAACUUGAAUGACGAUUUAGAGCUAGACCUGGUGGCCGACGCGAACGAGGAAGCGAGUCCGAAUCGCAGCAGCACUGCAAAGACUCCUCACAUGGGAGAUGGCGCUGGUGAUUCCAAAACCUAUAACCAACUCGCCCACGCCGCCAACGCAAUGGCAGGACUUGACGAGCAUGGUGCCAUAUCCGACCCCAGCAAGCCAGGCCAGGACGCUUCGGCCGCGAACGUCUGGUUCAACGGGCACAUGAUGAAUACUCCCACAGUAGAAGCAGAGACAGACCUGAAUCACAACGCGGACGCAAACGCGACCAGCCCCGAGUUUGCUGUCUUAUCCGCGCUGACCAAGUGA